GCUGGUGAAUCUGGGAAGAGUACAAUUGUGAAGCAGAUGAAAAUUAUCCACGAGGCUGGUUAUUCGGAGGAAGAAUGUAAACAAUACAAAGCAGUGGUCUACAGUAACACCAUCCAGUCAAUCAUUGCUAUCAUUAGGGCCAUGGGGAGGUUGAAGAUAGACUUUGGUGACUCAGCUCGGGCGGAUGAUGCCCGCCAACUCUUUGUACUUGCUGGAGCUGCAGAAGAAGGCUUUAUGACUGCAGAACUUGCUGGAGUUAUAAAGAGAUUGUGGAAAGAUAGUGGUGUGCAAGCUUGUUUCAACAGAUCCCGAGAGUACCAGCUUAAUGAUUCUGCAGCAUACUACUUGAAUGACUUGGACAGAAUAGCACAAUCCAAUUAUAUCCCAACUCAGCAAGAUGUGCUGAGAACUCGAGUGAAAACUACAGGAAUUGUUGAAACCCAUUUCACUUUCAAAGAUCUUCAUUUUAAAAUGUUUGAUGUGGGAGGUCAGAGGUCUGAGCGGAAGAAGUGGAUUCAUUGCUUCGAGGGAGUGACCGCCAUCAUCUUCUGUGUGGCACUGAGUGACUAUGACCUAGUUCUAGCUGAAGAUGAAGAAAUGAAUCGAAUGCAUGAAAGCAUGAAAUUGUUCGACAGCAUAUGUAACAACAAAUGGUUUACAGAUACAUCUAUUAUACUUUUUCUAAACAAGAAGGAUCUCUUCGAAGAAAAAAUCAAAAAGAGCCCUCUCACUAUUUGCUAUCCAGAAUAUGCAGGAUCAAAUACAUAUGAAGAGGCAGCUGCAUAUAUUCAGUGUCAGUUUGAAGACCUCAAUAAAAGAAAGGACACAAAGGAAAUAUACACCCACUUCACAUGUGCCACAGAUACUAAGAAUGUGCAGUUUGUUUUUGAUGCUGUAACAGAUGUCAUCAUAAAAAAUAAUCUAAAAGAUUGUGGUCUCUUCUAAGUUUUGCAGUUAAUGAUAAAAUGCAUUUUCAAACCAAAUGAAUACUUAUAUAUGGAUCUCUCUAGACUAGAGUCGUGCAGUGACACAGAAUGUAGUAUAGCAAAUGCAUCGUGGACCUGACCAAAGUUGUUCUCUUUUGUGUCUUUAACUGAAAGUGAUACAAGGACCUUUCUUAAAGCUUAAAGGUGGUCCUGCAGUGUGAAAGUGAAGGACAGUGUUAAGGCUGGGCUCUAGUGUAUUGAUGAUUUCUGUGUAAGUGUAAAUAUCCAAAUGUAUGUAUAAUGUAUUUAUAACUUUAAUUUUCCAUAUUUCUUUUAGGUUUUAAGAGUGGCAAUUUACAAUUCUAGUGUGAUGGCUUUGGAAAUAACAUAAAUAUUAAGUAUCUUGUACUAAAUGACAGAUUAUUUACUGUGUUUGGCAGUUUUAAACAGCUUUAUUUAUGUUCAUGUCCUGUAAAUUUUUAGGUAUAGAAAUUAAUAUUAGGAAAUGUCAUAGCCCUGUCCUUGAUUAUAUGUACACUUGUAUUCAUAAAAAUGUUAUUUGUA
Messenger RNA from Castor canadensis (American beaver), 1490 nucleotides. The record is from RefSeq and is a predicted model, not a curated record. Lineage: Eukaryota; Metazoa; Chordata; Mammalia; Rodentia; Castoridae.